Ostrinia furnacalis (Asian corn borer) is the source of this 5631-nucleotide messenger RNA. Its product is annotated as PHD and RING finger domain-containing protein 1. The record is from RefSeq and is a predicted model, not a curated record. NCBI's taxonomy places the organism in Eukaryota, Metazoa, Arthropoda, Insecta, Lepidoptera, Crambidae. The coding region runs from base 264 to 5360 and encodes 1698 amino acids. The transcript is spliced from 13 exons.
AAAGUUCAAACAAAAAUGGCUGCCUGACCAUCGAUAGCGGCUUGCUGUCAAAAUACCAAUUUCAACCUAACGCGUAUGCUUUAUUUUAAUGUAGAUAAUUUUCCAUGUUAAGUUUUAAUUAAUAACUAGGUGAAAUAGAUAUUUCAUUUCAAAUGACUCCAAUACUCCAUAUCAAAGGUCAUUUACACCUUUGCCUCUAGUGCUUCGUGUCCUGGUGAGGCACCACUUACCUUCGUUAUUCGGUGUUUACAACUCGAAUUAGAAUGAGUGACGACGGCAGCGAGGAUUCGGCACCGCGCCCCAAGCGCAAGAUCAAGCGGGUGGUGGUAAUGUCGUCCAACUCUAGCUCCGACAGCGACGAGUGCAUCGCUCCCACGGGGACACGUAGAAAGCGAAUGAGGGUGGUUAGCGAUGCCGAGACUGACACUAGCGGGAGUUCUGUUGUGUGUGCGGGAGCGCGACGCAAACGAACGCUGCCGAAGCUUCGGGAUUCUGACGGGGACAGUGACACCUCUGGAUGGGCCACAGACCAAUCCGACACCCCUAAGCCUGCUCCCGGUCCCUCAAGGCCCGCCUCUGGCUUUGCAUCUGACAGUUCUGAAGGAAACUCAGAUAAAUGCUCUAUCUGCCUGAUGCGUUUCACUUCUCAGGAGGUGGGCACACCACAAAACUGUGAACACAUUUUCUGCUUGGACUGCAUCACAGAAUGGUCAAAAAAUGUAAACACAUGUCCUGUGGACAGACUUACAUUUGAUUCUAUUGUUGUACGGGCUUGUGCUGGUGGCAGAGUACUGCGCACUGAGCCUGUGACGGUCGUAGAACGCAGACCAUCAGUAGAAAUGCUCGUUAUAGAGGAUCCUACUACAUGUGAGAUCUGUGGAAAUGCAGAAAAUGAAGAAAGUAUGCUGCUUUGUGAUGGAUGUGACCUUGGUUUUCACAUGCAGUGCCUUACUCCUCCUUUAACAGAGAUUCCAGCAGAACAGUGGCUCUGUCCUAAUUGUGACAGUAUUUUAGAUGUCAUUCAGUUGUCUGAGAUUGAGGGUUUAUUCUCUGGAUUGGAGGAUAUUGAUAUGCCCAUGCCUCUCCUACCCCGAUUCAGAGAACCCAGACAUAUAAGAGGCUCAUCCCGAAACAUCGUAUCGGAUGAACCGUCUACCUCAUCGGGUCGCAGAGGCAGUUCCUCCAAUGUAGAUUCAGGUCCAUCAACGUCACGGGGCACCCGAAUCAGCAGAAGAGGCAACACCAGCGCGGGCACAACAAGAAGGCGUACCAACGGACCUCAAAGAAGAAAGUACAAGAGACGAAGAACCAAAGCGGUCAUAAUCGAAUAUGAGGUGGAGGAAAAUGGCAAAAUUCCAAUCACAAAAAGAGUUAAAAGAAGAAUAAAAAAACCAAGAUCUAAAAAGCGGCAGCCCCGCACCGUGGCGCGGCGCUCGCACGUGCGCGCCAGCGUGCGCGCGCGCUUGGCCGACCUGCGCGGCGCGGCCGGCGAGGAGCGCGCGCUGCCGGCCGGCCUGCAGGCGCUGGCCGCGCGCCGCCGCGCCGCCGCCAUCCCCGCGCUCAGCCUGUUCGGCGCGCGCCACCAGCUCGACUGCUUCGACGACGACGACGACGCCGGCGCCUCCGAGGCCGCCUCCACGGCCGUGGCCGUCCGCCCGACCGCCGGCGUCUUCAGCGCCUACAGACAGGCGAGGAGAAAGAUGGUCUCGGUGCCGUCGCCCCCGCACGCGUCGUCGGCGCCCGAUUUGCUCUCGAGCAUAUUGGACAGUCAGGCGAAGCUGCACUCCAGGAACUCGGUGGUGUCGAUUUCGGUGGACGGGAGCGUCAGCAUCGAGGUGCGGACCGUCAAAAAGGACGGACCCCCCGUCGGAAAGGGCGACGGGAGACUCGAUCUGACGAAAGGGGACGAGGGGGCGGCUCGGAAGGCGCCCUCGUACCCGGGGCAGUCGCGCGGCGGCUGGGGCGGCGGCUACCGCGGCGACUACCACCGCGAGCAGGCCGGCGGCUUCGGCCGCGCCGGCGCCCCCCGGCCCGACAACGGCUACGGCGCCGGCGCCCAGGGCGGCCACGGCUACCGGCGCGGCCCGCAGGACGGCGAGGGCCACGGGGGCUUCGCGCGCCGCCCCCACUCCUACCCGCAGGCGGACGACAACGGCUUCGACCGGAACAGGCGUCCGCCGCCGGGGGACGCGAACCGACAGCAGAACUUCCCGCAGAACCAGAGGCACGACGAGCGGCGCCCCGGCCGCCACAGCCUGGGCCCGUCGUGGCAGCCCUACGGCGGGGCCGGCCCGCGCCGCGACGCCGCGCCCGCGCGCCUCUCCUGCGACGACCCGCUCGACAUGCGCGUGCAGCCCCCCUGCCCCCGCGCCCCGCCCUACCGGCCGCUGCCCGAGCCGCCCGUCUUCGAGUUCGACAAAACUCCCGACGUGGAGAAAUCGGAGGACGAGAGGAGCGAUUCGGGUCUCGUGAUAGACACCGAGAAGUACGACCCCACCGAGCCGACCAACGACGACGACAGCGGCGACGACCCCGCGCCCGCCGCCCAGGCCCCCGCGGCCCCCGGCCCGGCGCCCGCGCUGGACGCCAGCGUGCUGGACGUGUGCGUGCGGCAGGUGCUGCGCGAGCACAGCUCGCUGCUGGCGCCGGCGGCCGCGCGCAGCGACGACGACUCGGACGGCGACUGCCCCAACUUCUCCAUCUACUCCGCCGCCAGCGUGCACAUCGCCAACGACGCCGGCGCGCGCCCGCCCGCCGCGCCCGCGCCCGCGCCGCCCGACGACAUGGCCGACCUGGUGCAGGAGGACGACGAGCCCGCUCCACCCGCCGCGCCCGCCGCGCCCGCGCGCCCGCCCGCCCCGCCCGCCGACAUGAGGAAGACGCGCGAGGAGCUCAAGGAGAAGGUGUCCAAGAGGUGCCCGAUAACCACGAAUCCGAGGAACCCGAUCAAGAUCAAGCUGAACACGCCGUCGCUCAUCCGGAGACACAUGAGCCUGUACGACGACGCCGACGAGGAGGAGGAGGAGCCGGAGGACGAGGCCGAGCCCGCCGACCGCGCCGCGCCCGCGCAGGAGCCGCGCGCCCCCGCGGGCCGCGCCGCCGACGACGCGCCCGGCGAGCGCGGGCUCGAGGCGCGCGACCGCGUCGAGCCCGACGAGGACGAGGAGACGACGAAAGAAGACGAGAUUAAAAAUGCGCAAUCGCCCGAGGAGAACGUUUCGACCGACGAGCCGGCGCCCGUCGCCGCCUCCGAGAGCAAGUCCGCCGCCGAGAGCGAGUCCGCCUCCGAGGGAGAGGACGACGACGACGACGAUAAAGACGGCGCGAGGACGUCCCCGGUCCCGAACGCCCGGGAGGCGAGCGACGAGGAGAAGGACGAGCGGGACGCCGGGAAGGAGCCCGAGCCGGACGACGCCGGCGGCUCCGACGCGGCCGAGAAGCCGGACGACGACGCGCUCAGCGACGACGCCCGCGACGCGUCCGACGCCGGCUCCCCGCCCCGCGCGCGCGCGCCCGGCGCCGCCGUCGAGAAGAUGACCGAGUCCAUCAGCGAGACCGAGGACGAGCGCAGCUACACGCCCUGCCUCGACGAGAACAAGUCCAAGGACGCCUCGCUCGAGCCCGAGCGCGACCGCGGGCUCGACGGGCUCGACACCGAGAUGAUCUCCGAGGACGAGGGCAACGAGCUGUUCGGCGACGACGCGCCCGCCGCGCCCGAGGACGGCGAGAUCCCGCCCGCCGCCGAGCCCGCCAGGAAGAAGAAGCGCAAGGACUCCAAGCGCGACUCCAGGAAGGAGGGCAAGGAGAAGGGCAAGAAGUCCAAGAAGAGCGACGUCGCGUUCAAGAAGCUCAGCAAGAGCGGCAAGGAGCGCCACUACCGCGACAAGGACAAGGACGAGCGCCGCCGCGACUCCAGCGCCGAGCGCAAGCGCAAGCGCAAGGAGAAGCGCAAGGACCUCGAGCGCUACGACGUGCGCACCGUCGUCACCGACAAGCGCCGCCGCGCCAAGGACGCCUUCGGCCGCGACGUGUCGCCGCGCCGCUCGCGCUCGCCCACGCCGCGCUCGCGCACGCCCGAGCCGCGCCGCACGCCCGAGCCGCGCCGCCGCAGUCCCGAGCCGCGACGCCGCAGGCUGGCGCUCGCGCUGCAAGGGCAGGAGAUAGACGCGUCGAGCGCGCUGCACGCAGCCCUGGCGAGAGACCCCGACAACGUGGUAGCAUUGGCUUUGUUGGAUGCUAUAGUCGACACGCUCUCUACAGAAAACUUAGAGGACGAGAUCCAGCAGUUCCCGUUCCCAGCCGUGAACAUCUCGCUGCCCGCGCCCGCCACGCCCGCGCCCGCGCCCGCAGACGCCACCAACACAUCCGAUAUGAAGCGCGAAGCGAUAUUAAUGAAUCCGUCGAAUCCGCAGCAACGGCCGGCGGGCGGCGCGUCGGAGGCGGGGACGGCGGGGUCGGAGGCGCGCGGGCCCAGCACGCCGCCCGAGGCGCCCAGCUCGCCCGACGCCUACGACCCCUUCGAGCCCACGCGCUCCGCCUCGGGCUCGCCGGCGCGCGAGCCGCCGCCCGAGCCGCCGCGCGCCACCAUGACGCUGGAGGCGGCGCAGAAGACCAACCUGUCCGCCGACGACGUCCUCGACCGCCGCCCGCUGUCGCCCAUGGAGAAGGUCAUGGCGCUGCUGCAGUCCACGCGCGACGUGUCGCCCGAGCCGCCGCCCGAGGCGCGCGCCGAGCCGCCGCCCGCGCCCGCGCCCGCGCCGCCGCGCAUCGUGCUGCCCGACGCGCCGCCCAAGCUGUUCCUGGCCAAGCCCUCGCCCAUCAAGAGCGACCCGAUCAAGCCGAUGCAGGCGCGGCCGGUGCGGCGCGCGGAGUCGGAGGCGGGCGGCUCGUCGCCGUACUCGCCGGGCUCGUCGGACUUCGGCGAGCUGUUCGAGCCGCCGCGGCGCCGCGACGCCUUCGACGCGCUGGCCGAGCGGCCCCGCGCGCGCGCGCACCCCGCCAAGGUGCCCGUCAAGCUCAACAAGAAGAAAGGAAAAACGCAAGUGGGCGUGAAGAUCGACGAGGACAACCUCAAGAUCCUGGACGACCUGCCCAGCUCCGCCGUCGAGAUGCAAGUCAAGAGCAAGUUCCUGAAGAAGCUGAACCGGCAGGAGCGCGUGGUGGAGGAGGUGAAGCUGGUGCUGAAGCCGCACUACAACAAGAAGCGCGUCACCAAGGACCAGUACAAGGACAUCCUGCGCCGCGCCGUGCCCAAGAUCUGUCACAACAAGUCGGGCGAGAUCAACCCGACCAAGAUCCAGGCGCUGGUGGAGGCGUACGUGAAGAAGUUCCGGAAAAAGAACAAGCUCGGCCUGGCGUAGCCCGCCCCGUGCGCUUCAGAGGAUUAUUGUAAUUAUAAUUUAUGUACUGACGAUGUAUUUUACUUAAAUCGUUUUAUUUAAAUGAAUUAUAUAGAAUAAAUCAUGAAUUAGUUCAUUGGCAGUUCAAAUUUUGGAGGACCUUUUCCCCGUUCUAAAUUAUUAAAGUGACGUUGUGUCACGAAGAUGAUAAGUGUCGUCGAAUAAGAAGUGUAAAGUCUAUGCUGUUCCAUAGUUCAUUUAGCAAUAAUAAAUAAGUUAACAUUAUUUUUAA